This is a messenger RNA of Populus nigra (black poplar), 1682 nucleotides long. RefSeq lists its product as uncharacterized. Gene Ontology annotation, molecular function: zinc ion binding. The transcript is spliced from 6 exons. The record is from RefSeq and is a predicted model, not a curated record. The coding region runs from base 204 to 1118 and encodes 304 amino acids. Lineage: Eukaryota; Viridiplantae; Streptophyta; Magnoliopsida; Malpighiales; Salicaceae.
CGUAAAGAAAAGAAUAUUUUUUUUGUCGCCAGAUUACCAGGUCUUCGUUUGGGUUCUGAAAACACCAAAUAAGAUAAGAAACUUUGUUUGAAUAAAUAUAAUUUCGUAUAUUUUAUUUCGCCAUUCCGAUAGUUUCCAUCGGCAAGUAGAGGAUCUUGUUAUUUUGUUUGGAAAUUGUGAAUUCUGUGUUAGGGUUUGAGUCAAUGAAAGGGGUUGAAAUGCAGCAGCAGCAGCUAGAAUUAGGGAGGAGCGGUGAGAGUCACAGUGAUUCUGAUCCUCUGCUACAGAAUCAGGCUGAUGCAAGUUCCACUCAAGAAAUCACCGUCAACAAUGAUGAUAUUGAAAACGUUUCUGUUCCUUGUUGCCGUAUUUGUCUCGAAACCGACUGCGAACCAGGUGAUGAAUUGAUAUCUCCAUGCAUGUGCAAAGGAACCCAGCAGUUUGUUCAUCGUUCAUGCCUUGAUCAUUGGCGCUCGGUUAAGGAAGGAUUUGCUUUCUCUCAUUGCACAACUUGUAAAGCUCAAUUUCAUCUUCGAGUUGCUUUGUUGGAGGACAACUCCUGGCGCAAAAUGAAAUUCAGACUUUUUGUUACAAGGGAUAUUGUCUUUGUAUUCUUUGCUGUACAAAUUGUCAUUGCUGCAAUGGGUGGUUUUGCAUACCUUAUGGACAAAGAUGGGACGUUUAGGAAUUCGUUUAGUGAUGGAUGGGAUCGUAUACUGUCCAAGCAUCCUAUACCAUUUUAUUAUUGCAUAGGAGUACUGGCCUUCUUUGUGUUUCUUGGGUUUUUUGGCCUCAUAUUACAUUGUUCCUCCCUCAAUAGUAAUGAUCCAAGGAUGGCUGGCUGCCAGAACUGCUGUUAUGGAUGGGGAAUUCUAGAUUGUUUCCCUGCUUCCAUGGAGGCAUGCUUUGCACUGGUUAUGGUUUUUGUCAUCCUCUUUGCCAUUCUGGGAAUCGCUUAUGGCUUCCUUGCUGCCACAAUGGCCAUUCAAAAAAUUUGGCAGAGGCAUUACCACAUCCUCAUUAAGAGGGAGCUUACAAAGUUCUGUAUAUGUGGGUUCUGUGUGCUCGAACAAAUGGCUGUGGUGGGGGGUUGUCAUCUUGAAGAAGUUGUUACUUAAUUCAGUGAACAGGCAUGAUCUGGAUCCGCUAUGGUUAUCCGUCCGAUGAGUGGAAAGUAAUUAGAAAGAGAUUUAUUAAGAGUCAUAGUAUCGCAAGUUGGGAUUCGCCGUAAACAACUACCCCAACGUUUAAGAAUUUUUACCCAAGUCAGGACUGAACAUUGAAGGAUUUUUGACAGAGUUGAAGAGGACAAAUUAUGGGACAAAAGCAGAACAGAGCUGCCGGGCGGGCCGGAACUUUGAAAUCGGCAAAUCUGACGUGGUUGACGGAACCCAUUUUGAAUUGGUUACCAGCACUGUCUGUUCCUACGACUAGAAUUUAUACACAGCACAACAGCCAUGUUUGUGACUACACGGAAAUGCAAUGGUGUGUCCAUGUGCAGUUCUAUGGCGUAGUAGUCGUGAAUUAGACAAUACACGUCUGCCAUUGGUUGAUAUAAAACCGUUCGAAUUUUAUUUAUAUAAGUAAUUCCAAUCUUGUACAUAUGUUACAUAUAUUGAUAUCAGUCAAAGAUGUUUAUUUGUUUAUUAAAUCAUAAUACAAGCUAGAUUCAUUUUUUUUUA